AUGAUACUAGAAGAUGCGGUUGAUAUCAAUUUGCAUCAUCACCUUAUGACCGUGAAUGCAACCCUUCAACCAGAUAAACUCAACCACUAUGUGGCUAGGUAGGCAUAUAUAUGGACUAUCCAACAAAACCCUAUCUAAAGUGCAAUCAUUGUCUACUUUUAGAGACAUAAGGGAAGGAACCCUUUUCCGUUCAAUCGUAAUCCAUACAGUGGGGCAGAGCGAGGGCAGAAGAAAGUUUCUCCCUCACAGCUGGACGUUGACUUAUUACCUGACCUACCUGACGAGGAACUUAAAAAUGCCUGCUUUUAAGUCAUUUCUAUUUUUUCCGAUAAAAGCAGAGACUUAUCCGCGUAUUUGCGUUUAAAAGCCCUGACAGAAUCCCACUCUAAAGUUGGAAAAUUAACCAAAGACUAGAUUUUGUACUUAAAUAAGGAGAUGAAGAGCGUAUGGUGAGGGGCGUACUCGUAACGAAGGGUUUCAGUAAAAGGGCCUGCAAAACGCCCCACGAGAAUUAAUUGGGAGGCCAGUUUGUAUAGUCCUCGUCUUAGGUAUAGGGUGAUGCCCGCCUAAAACUAGCAAUUGUUCUGGUGUCUCUGGCAUAGCAACGUGAGUUAAAAGUGAAUUGUUCAUAGAUGGGAUCGCACGUUGAACAGUAAGUACCAGAGAGCAAAAUAAUCCGCUAAAAAACUAAUACCACUUGAGGCACUUAGGUAAGUACCAGCAACAAAACGAAUACAAGCGAUCAAAGAAAACUUUGAAAUAGCAAAAGGUAUAAAAAUAACGGUACUGCUAUAAAAAAAAACUGAAGUCUUUAUUAUAAUGGUAGGCAAGGUAACCAUGCCAAUACUCUGCACCUUGCAAGUCACCGUGGUAAUUAAUUGAGGCGUUAGAACUAUAUCUGUUCUGUCCUUUUGCGUAGGUAAAACGUACUUGGACAUUGAAAAACUGAAAACUGUAAAGUGCAGUCUAUUUCUUAACGUUGUUUUAGAGGUUUCAAGCUUCUUUCAGUAUUUUAGUUUUAUUUUCUUCCAUGUUCUUUAAGAUUAUUAUGUUCCAAAUAUGUCGCUGAAAAUAGCUAUUUUACCAUCGCCAGUCAUCUUUACCCCCACUUUCUGGCCGGGAUAGCUAAAGUUCCUUGAUUAUUAGGCGUCCAUUUAGUUAAUUUUCGCAUAAUUCAAAGGUAGACUGUUUCAUGGGCCAAUGUAGUGUUACAAUCACUGUGCCGUUUCUUCUGUUUUUUUCAGAAAGACCAUCGAACAACUUGAGGCUGAAAGAGAUGGAAUUAUGGAGCAAAUUAAUGCUGUUGAUAGUAAAGCAAACCAAAACAGAGACCAGCGGACCUGCGAAGAUCUGGCCAAUUUCGCCGAGAACAAAGACUGGCUUCAGCAACAAAUUUCCCAAGAGAAGGCCAAACACAUCGAAUUGGAUGCCAAGGUACACUUGAUUAGAAACAUACUGCUGUAGUAAGUUUUCGAGGCGUUUUAUUCAACUCUUGCCCGGCAAAAUUAGUAGAGAGAAUGUUAACUUAGAUAUAAAAUCAUGAUAAAAAUUGUUUAUAAUGAAGUAAAAAAGAAGACUGUGUAUUAUAAAGCGUUUUUAUUGAUAGUAACGCUUAUAGUAGCUUUGGCUGGUUUCGCUGUCAGGAGUUCUACAAAACUAUUGUCAUAAGAGACCGAUGUUUAUGGAAAAGCACGAAGCACCUAGAUUUCAUCUCAAUUUCUAAAGCGGUUGUGGCAAACUUGUUGCAUUUAGGCAUAGUCGCUUUUUGCCCAUUGGGAGAACACACUUGUCCGUUGCCUUGACUUAAAUCGCCUCUGACCACGUUAAAGCGGAUUAGAAAUCGGCCUUCUUGAAAAUUUGUCCACAAACCUCCUUCAGCCAUUUGUAUUUUCAAAAUUUCAAACUUUCUGAAUAUGCACUCACAAUUUAUUAUGGAACGAACACUUAUCGCCUAUUAAGUCUUUGAAAAACAUAUAACUAUCAUAUGAACCUCUCUUAAUUUGCUGUAUUGGAAACUCAUAAUUGUUGCUUAACUUAUUCCCAUACAGCCGAUUCUGGAGCCAAUUUAGUUAGGUCCGAUCGGAGACAAAGAUUUCAAAGGAAUAAUUUUCAAUUUUAUGAGAACGCUUAAAAAUUGUCAGUCAGACUGUUUCCAGAAAUGCAAAAGAAUGUUCAACCAUCUUCGUUCAUUUUUGUUGAUUUUCCACAGACCAAGGAACUCGAAAAGCACUUAUGGAGCCUCAUUCAUACAGCAGGAAGUACGAAAAGUGCCCAGGAAGCCAUGGAUAAGUUAAGAAGAAAGCAAACUAGUCUCGAGGGACGUCUAGUUCAUGCACUGAAAACUUAUAAUGAAGCGCUCGGCAAAAAUAUGGGUAAAAAUCAGUGCACAAAAUGUGAUGCAAUACGCUUUCUCUAUUGCUUAUGUUCCUUAUUCUACAUAUACGGAGAAGACUUUUUGUUGUUUGCUCAAUCUAGUGCCAUUUCAAAAAAAUUUACAUUCCUAUUUGACGUUUUAUUUCUACAACCUAAUGUUUGCAUUUUUAUCAUGAAAGACGAGGGACGAAAUCAGAUGAGCAUUCUUUCAACUGUAAUGGAGACAGGGUGACCACUUCGUGGGGCAGAAGUUCAUUUUUUAGUUGUGAAUCUAACUAACUGCCUGAGGGCUAAGUUUGGGCAAUUGCUCUAAGCGCGUCAAAUUUGUAAUCACAUUUCAAGACACGUUUUAACCAUGAGAUUGGGCGAACAGGCAGCUCUCUCUUAAAGCGUCCUGGUAAGAUGGCUGCACAAUCUGAUUCCCUUAUUUAUUCUCCGAAUUUUACACGAACUGUCUUUCUUCCGUUUUUUCGUCAGCCCUUCGAGCAGAAAUUGACACCUUGAGAAUGGAACGUGGACGAUUCGAUCUGAUCUACAGAAAACUCGAUGUGACAUUGACCAAGAUGCGAACUGAGAUUAAUCGCCUGACUCAGAUUACUACGCAGGCUUACGACCAAAGGUAUCAGACGACUGUUCGUAAUCCAUUAUCCUGAAAUUAUUGAACGAAGGUAAAAACAUUUUAAUAGACUUUGCUACAGUUGACUGCGAUUGAUUUGACUAUCGUGCUACGUUCCUCUUCCUACGUAGGAAUUUAUUAUGUAUUUUAGCUGAAAAAGUCCCGGCCGGGACUUUUUCAGCUAACCGGUUCGCGCAUUAAAACUACACUGAGCAGAACGUUUUCUUCUCAGAACAACCGAUGGGAAUAAAUCAGUAUUUUUUGUAUUGUUAAAUGCACUUUCUACGUGAAAUGACUAAUCAAAGGGUGUGUGGAUCUGUUUUUGCCUGCACUGCCAUGUGAUAAUUCCGCUAGACGGGCAGAUCUCUCUGGGAUUUAAGAUAUUUUGUUCGAACGUUUUAGUUUCCGGAGGGGUCAGUGACAAAAGAGUCCUAUAGAAAUGCCUUUCGCCGAUCUCUCCUAACCGUAAUACGUAAUAGGAGGUGAUUACGUUUCAGCCUUGGGCCGAGGGUCCAAAGUCCAUGCAGGCAGCCACAUGACGACGAUUGUUAAUACUUGCAUAGUCAUGCCGUCAAAGACGCGGACGCAGAACUGACCAUUCCGGGCUUAUUCGCCAUAAUCUUCCAGUGAUGUCCCAGCCUCAGACGUCGACACACGGUGUUCUGGCGUCAGCUGAACACUGAAGUCCCACUCUCGAAACAGCUGUGUCACUGGACUUGGCCCAUCGGCUGUGGUCGAAAACAUACAUUGUGAGAUUGGCUUCCACCGACCAACCCUUUGUUUUCUAAGUUAAACCCCUUGAUACUGAUUGCUACUCGACUCUGCCCGACCCGGUCUUCAGGUAUUACUGGCUGACGACGACAGAUAAGCAUGAAAUGCCAUUACGGCGUCCUCAAGCUUUGUUAAGUCCAAAAAACUAUGCUAGUUUGUUGGUGAAAAAAGUCUCAGCGGACUGGUAGCUGUGAUUUCGCAGGUCAAACUGAAUAAAUAAUUUGGCAAACUUCGAUCUUUCGUUUCUUCGGCCAGAGCAAGUUGGUCGUCUGCAUAUAACUCUGAUGCGACCUUUUGAAGAUAGUCAUCUUCAAAUGAAAACAGCCUUUUGCCGUCGUCGGUUUGAAAGGGGCUCGCCUUCAUAUUCCUCAUGGACUGAAUUACCGGUUGCGAGCGCCAGAAAAUCUACCUGACCGUCCUCACUUGUCCGCUGAAAUCGUCACUGAUAGGAGUAGGGUAAAAAAGGAGGACGCUUAAGUUGAUUAGAUAAUUCUAACAGGCAGUUCAUUCAGGCGACAAGUUUGGACAAAACAUUCUCUCCGACUGGAAUAAUAGACGACCGUUUGCACGCUGACUGAUUAUGUUGUAAGGCUUAGAGUCCGACAACACCUGGAGGCUUAGAAUGUAGUUCUAAGCUACCACCUAAACUGUUGCGUGUUGACAUAUCAUUCAGACCCCGGUCCAUUCCUGUGGCAAACUCAUUUGCGCAAGAGCUACUUAGACGUCGUAUAGUUCCCAUAGUUCCGAAAUUGCAUAAAGAUCAUUUGUGUUCUUGGAAAAAAAACUGAAAAAAUUUUGCCGUCAAGUUAUAAGAAAGCUGGUUCUUUUGAGCGUUUAUGGUUACAGAACAGGUCAUUUCAUUUUUCGAAUACAUUGUUAUAAACUUGGCAUAUAAGGCGUGUUUGUGAAUUUUCCCAGUUUCCAACUAACUUUAUAUGCUUGCCAUUUGAAGAAAAUGCCUUUACCGCUUCCUUACUGUCAUAAAGGGAAUAAACCAAAACUAACUUCGAUGUAAAGAGGGGACUCGCAGGAGAACAGAAGAAACAUUCAUGUAACGGACGUCGGGAGGCUUUUUAAAAAUGAUCCAAGGGCUCUAAGGCCAAACUUAUUUCGAACUCCAAACUUUAAGUUCACACAGUAUCUUCUGUAAGGUGCUAGCAGGAAUAAAGCCUCUGUCAUUUAUACUUGAAAAAAGCCAAAUGCCUUUACGUAAGCGUCAUAGAAGACUGAUAGGGUAGUGUUACUUUUGUGAGGAUUUGUUUUGCAAUGGGUAUGUCGUAGGCUGUUUUGAAAAUUCUCUGUUGAAAGACGACAUGCCGUGGAGUUGAAAUUGGCCUAUGACUAUGCUCUAAGUUUUUCUACAUAGCGACCCUGUGCAAGUAAGCAUUUUGUAUAACAGGAUAUCUAAGGACUUCCGUGGGUGUUCCAUGAAUUUCAGCUUAUCUUGAACCAUGCGUAUUUUCGAAUGGUCGCCCUACAGAGAAAAUUCUGGACGGCAGCCAUUCUGCUGGUUCCGGGCAUGGUUUUACAAACCCCUAUCCCUUUCUCACCCGUGUUCUUGACGCAAAAACCUUGAGAUUUUUGUUGCCACUAGGGAAGAGGCGGCGCAGCGUAUCCAAGCGCUUACAGAAAAGGCUGAGAAGGACAAUCAACAACACAAUAUUGAGAUGAAGGAACUUGUUCGUCUGAUUGACCAUGACCGAAAGCUGAAGGAAUUUAUGAAGAUAAAGGCUGCUGAGCGUCAGGAAGAUCCUCAGCUGACUGCAUGGAAGGUUAGAUUGCGUUUCAAUCAUGAUGCAAUUACACAAUAUUUAUAAUAACACUUCUCAAAUUUCGAGGCGUCAGCUAUCAGCGACAUCACGCGUAGAUCAUACUGCGACCAUAUGCAUGGUGAUACUGCCAGUGGGUAGACGGCAACGUUCAUCAGACGUUGGAUUACUGGGGGAGGGAGGGCAGUAAGGUCCUUCAAGGAGAAGGUUCUUCGUAUUAUAAUCUAGACGUAUCCUAGGAAUUAAAAACUGACCAAAGACAUCUUAGCAGCCAUCUUACCUAAGCGAGAGGUAGAUAAACCAUCGGGUCAAUUAGCUCAACAUCCCCCCGCCGGGGUCGUAACUAACAGUAAGACCAGCCCUUGAACUCAACAAGGGGCCGCCAAAAGGUGGAGGCAACAGAAGAAAAUCAAUCGGACAUGCGUAUUUCUCUUUGAUUUUCCGUUCACUAAACACCUUGGCAGUUGACUGAGCUCGCCAAAACGCUGACAGUACAAAUUUGUUCAAUCCAACUAUUCCUCGUUUUCAAAGGGGAGCAUUCAGCGUCGGGAACGUUGUUGUUAUGGUUUUACACAGCUCUCGGCAUUGGGGUAAAUGAUUUGAUUCGAAUCCACAUCUCUUUCCGGUCAGGGAUGAGAGCGCAUCCGGCUGACGAUAGAGAGCAGGCUAGAAACGGUCAGCUGUACAAUAUCAUCCUCGCGCUGAUCUGUUGUAUAACGGCUGAUAAAAACGCUUACCUUUGGAAAGAAGAGCUUUAACACUGGGGACAGUGGAGGCGUUUUUUUCAGCAUGAGUUAAUAGUACACUCUACGUCAAACAGAUGUCACAAUAAUCAGCCACCUUUCAAGCAAAGCCAGCAAGCAGACCAAAUACUGUAACCUUGAAAGAGCUUCAUUUCGUCAAACACAGUAACGCUUGGAACUUUAUUUGAGUCCGCCUUUUCGCAUUUUGACAUAAAAGUUUUACAUAUAGCAUGAUGAGGUUGUGUUAUAUGGAAUUUUUGCCCUAUUACAGUCCGGUUUGAGCCGGAAGGUCUGGAUUAGGUGCGCAGACGACAUUUUCAAAUCGAUGGCCAACUCAAAAGAGCUCAAACCCAGGCAGCCUCGUUGGUCUGUUAUAUAUCGUUCGAACCACCACUACGUUCUGAAAUGGAUAUCCAAGGACCCCAUCUUUAUGUGAUUAAGCAUUCUUCGAUAAUUUUUAAUUGUUGUAAUCCACUGUGACCCAACUGUGAAAAACUCGGUGCCUCGGUGGGAUUCGAACCCACGACAGCUCUAACCAUCUGAGCUAGGAGGCCCCACCGGACGACGCGAGUUUAAUCACCUCUGGAUUAGGUGAGCCUUGUAGUCAUCUGGUGGAUUCUAGGUGAAUUGCUUAGGAAAUCCUGUUUGGGCAGUCACCUUACUGUAUCAGAUUUGGUGGAUUCCGGACGCCGCAGUAGGUUGGGCGGGUAAACUUGACCCAUAAGUGAUUAAAUUCGCUUCGUAUGGUGGGGCCUCGUAGCUCAGAUGGUUGGAGCGUUGGUUGAACUGAAGCCUUCCCUUGCUGUCGUGGGUUCGAAUCCCACUGAGGCACUGAGUUUUUCACAGCUGAGUCACAGUGAAAUAUUUCAGAUCUGACAAAACACCUGCAAAUUCAUUGUAAUCGUCUAUUUUAUAAAAACAGACUGGGGCCAUCAUUUAUAUUUUCUGUUUAACUAGAAUAAUGCCCGCAGUAGUAAUAAAGUUGUAUAUGAAGUCAAUCACCCUUAAACUCUCAUUCUCGGGGGACACUUUGUAGUCAGUUUAGAAAAAAAACACCCUUUCUCCCUCCCCUUCUAGGCUAAGCGGGCUGUGGAAGCCGAGGAGAAGCGAGUAGAAGUUGAGGCUUCUAUCAAACGCUAUGAACACGCGUUUGAGAGGAUGUUGAAGCUGACAAACGAGACCAGCAUCGACAAUAUUGUCAGCAGUUAUCUUCGUCAAGAGGAUCGCAACUUUGCGCUCUUCAACUACGUUAGCGAGAUCAAUGGCCAAAUCGAGGAGCUGGUCAACGAGAAUGAAUCGGUCCGUGCGUUGAUCUUGUGACUUUGCCUCUUUAUUGCAACAUUACAAUCAAAAUCAGCAUAUUUUCUCGAAGCAAACAACUGCAGAUCUGGGAUCUACUACUUUUUGGGAACUACUACAACAUAACUGAUGUUCGGAAGCUGUGCGACCCGAGCUAGGGCUGAAGCUAGGAACACAUAGUACUGGGUAAACACUGCUUAAUAUAGAAAUGAAAAGAUGGUAACGUUAUUACAUCUCGGAUGAACGGACUUUAUACGUCUCACCAGGAAUGUAAGAGAAUGCAGAAAGGUCGUAAAACGUGAGCAAUUGAAGCAGAAUGAAAAUCCAUGAGACCAUUUUGAGCACUAAUCAUAUCCACAAAACUUAACAGAAUGUGCAGUGUCAGCCGCUAAGGUCAAUUUCUUAUUAUCCUCCAUGGAUUAUACUAUUCGGCGAAUUUUAAAUAGUGUAGGUUCCCCGGUGAUCUUCAUGGCCUUAGUUAUACUCACGAAGCGUAUGUUAAAAUAUCCACCCUGGAAUCACAGACCGAAGGAGACCGUUUCUACACCAAGCCGCCCCUCCCGAGCGGUAAUCGGCGAAUCAAGAGUUAGCUCUGUUUUCUUCCAUCUCAGUACUAUGUGACGCUACUGCUCCGAUCAUACCAGCAAAAGAUCACAACAGCCGAGGGGAUCAGCGGUAGCACGUCAAUGUGGUGCUCCGCAAUGAUGGAUGGAGCUAGUUGACACGGGCCGUAGAAUCUGAAAAUGAACAUUCGCUGAGGUGUGGCCGCACUGACUGCCUUAAUGUUUAGAUGAAUUCAGAUUUAAAACCAUCUGACUCUUGGGUAAUUUGUGAUAAUCCAGCUUGCGAAGCAAAUUACUGACUACCGUGAAUGGAUGACCGAGGCAAUCGGAAAGAAGAGAGCUGAACUUGGGACGCUUCAUGAACAGAAUGACGUGACAAACAGUGUCAAGGAGAGAGUCCUGGCGAAACUGGAAAAAACAAAGGCCACACUUGAGGAGAUGGCGCAAAUGGUUGAGGAACUUGCGCAGGGCCUUACUUGUGAUCGGUAAGUUCUUUAACUUGUAUGUUUUUUCAUUUUUCCAGUCAAUAUAUUUUUGGCUAGAUUGAUACAGAAGAACCAACGGCAGUAUCAAGAGUUUCCCAGUUUUUCAAACCGAUUCCUUAGAAAUAACAGUCAUGAACGACUUUAAACAACGGGGCAACAAUGACUUUGCAUGCUUUGACACUUGAAUAGCCAUAAAGGGUUGUAUAGGGAGUGUCUAAACCACACACCUCAAGCGAACUAACGUCAGGAGAAGGCCUUGAAUGGCCUAAUCUGCGAAAAGAGUGUUGUUAGGUUACGGAGUUAUCAGGUGGUUAAGCCGGUCCAAAUAAGAUUUUAAAAGGUCAGUCGAUUAGGUGAAACCGAACUGAACAAUUUAAUAAAAUAAUCCAAGUCCAUCUUCGUUUGUAAAUAAUGACGCUACUGAAGGGCACCUAGUAGUUGGCGCAUGCCAAAAUGCUCAGGCCCUGGCUCUUCCGUGGGUGCUUCAGCGUUUCAGGCUCUAUCACCGGAACAGGAAUUUUAGUCGCCCGAAGUUUCGGAUUCAUUCUUUGACCAACCAUCUUGAACAGCAUCAGAUGGUGUUAGCGAACGUCGUCCGAGUCCUCAGUUGCCGCCAAUUUCGUAAGUGGACAUUAGGGGAAAGCAGAUGCGCAAGGCGUUCCAAAAAGGAUGUUGCGCACGCGGGCAACGCAAAGGCGUCCUUUGGGUCCCAUGCCAUUUCCACGUUAUCUGCUUUGCUUAGCACUCCAUUUCUGUAGGAAAUUACUAGAUCACAAAUAGCCAAUGAGGAUUGAUGUCGUCUCCUGUUACUGGCUUCAUUGGUACGAUUUUGUUCUUAGGUGGUGGCUUGACAGCAAAAUUCAGUAGCACUACCAAACUGACCCCUUUAUCAUGGAGCACGAAGAAGGGAUUCUUUACAACGAUAGGUUUUCAGUGGUGUGUUUGUACGUCCUUCAUGGUCUUUUCAGCAUUACGCCUCAGUGCACUACUAGUCAAUGCUUUGCUCAUCGUGCUUCCCGCCUCAUGUAAAAUUUCAACACUUUUUGUGAAAUCCCUCGGAGAAUAUGUUUCGAUUCGUCAUAUAUAAGACUUUUUGGCAAGGCUUAUUCACAUUUUAAGGUAAUACAAAUGCCGAACAACCUAAAGUGGAUAAAUAAAUGUCGGCCACAUCUUCGGCAACUAUUUAAACGUCAAUUUUUCAGCCACAAAAAUGCACUCACUUCUCAGAGAUGAUGUGUAAUAGGAUUUUCUAAAAAAUGUUGAAGAUUCAUUUUUCCCUAUCUCGGUGAACGUCCAUAUGUUCAGUAACCAGAUGGAACGGUUAGAAAGGGUGGAUAGAACUUUCGUAAUAAAAGGUAGUUGAAAUUAUGUAACCAAAGUUGAGCUGGCAGCAUUCCCUCGCAAGCAUUGCACGUUUUAAACAAUAACUUACCUUGGAUUCCGCUAACAAUCCAGUUGAAAGUGGCUGAGGUGAGCGACAACUAUUUAGGAGACCGGGCCUGCGCAUCACCUGCAGCCGGACACAAAUCCUCCGUGAUUCAAGAUGGCCUGCGGUCUGUCUUUAGUUGGUCUAUUGCAAAUCAACUCCAUGCAAAAGACAAUCAGGCAAGCAGAACAAAGGUAAAGUUGGUUUAAAUUACGGGAAAUGGAGAUGCGGUUAGGUCAUUUUACUCUCACGCUAUUAUUGCUAACUCAUAAAGUGUGCCAAAAUUUACGAACCAUUGCUAAUUACUCGUAAACUGGCACAAACGAAUGGAAAAAAGCUUUCAACUGAUAGUGAACGAAUCUAAGCGAAUUAGAAACAUGAAAGAACUAUUAACAUUAAAAUUUCGUUGUUUACAAAUAGUAACAUUUUUGGAAAAAUAGCAAAUUCCAGAGAUGUCAAAGAAUCGCUGUAACUGAGUAACCCUAAGUAUUAGAUAUACAGAGAGCCUGUCCGUGCAGAAGGCGAGUAAAUAAAACGGCACAGAUAGAAUAACGCUUGAAAAUCGUCCGUUAGGGAAGUUUGCAUUUAAAUAUCUCUCACAAAUAUGUGCAAUGUCAAGUAUGACAGUUACGCAACAACCUACAGUUUGGACAUGGAUCCCAUUAUGGUUUCACGAGAACUAGCUGUAUUUUUUCGUUUUUAAGUUGUUUGACCAAGGCAAACUGGUUUUCUCUUGAUUUCGCCAGUGUGGACGUCAGAGGAACACAAUUUCUCAUAAGGUUACAUUCUGACUGGCCGACCGGUGACUAGUGAAAUAGGUGCAAUUGUAAUCAUACCAUUUUGUGUAUAUUAAGAAACCUUUCCUUCUGUCAAAUUUCUUUGUAGUAAGUUCUGGUGCUGGAGCACGAUUAGUUUCAGAUCGUCCUUGAAAUAGUGGCGAAUACUCCAUGAUUCUCGGUGUUUGCAAUCGAUCGACCAUAAAUGUAGAUUCUGCUCUAUGUAUUUAUCAGAACCUUCAAAAUAAUCCCCUUCUUGAAAGCAUUUCUCGAAGGAAUGAGUUCUUGAACGUUCUUUCUAGUGUACAUGGCCGUUUAGGUCAUAUUUGUAGACUCACAAAAAUCUAAGACCUAAUCGCCGAGAAAAAUGAAUGUCCACAACGAAAGCCGGCAAUGAAUUUGCCUUAGAUCAAUUUGACAACCUUUUCUAAUAAGUUACCUCUUCAAUAAGUACUUUAAUUAGGUAUUUCGCUGACCGAUAUCUGCGUGCUUUGCCUUUUUCUAAAGUUAAAUCAGGGUAAAAAUCGGGACGUUUGGUCAGCUUUUUCACUUCCCUGAAAAUUAGCGAUACGUUUUUCUGUCGCCAAUGAAAGAACUCAUCUUUCUCUUUAUAUUGUAGCCUUUUUCGUUAUAUUCGUUUACUUCUGGGCUCCGAUUUAAGAUUGUAAACGCACAACAGAGUGACCUUCUAAGUAGCAAGAUACUGCAAAGACUACUAAUCUUUCACCCGUUCCGUAUGCCAGACUAAUUGACUAGUGCGACGAUUAAGCAAAAGGAGGUAGGACCUUAACUCUAGAAUAAAAUGCGUUUAACUACUCAAUGGCCGUAAUAUCUCGUAGCGCCACUGGAAAUACUGCACCAUUUCCAAUUGAUUUGAGUAUUUGGUUCCGGUUACCUUCGGUCGAGAUGCAAUGUUAAUCUUACUGAGUCUUCUAAAUACGCCAUAUCUAGGACCCCUCUCACACGUCGUCUGGCAGCCAACCCGAAAGUUACAACCGAAACACUCCUCGACUAUCUGAUCCUCAUAGAAAACCGAAUAAAUGAAAUGCUUUUGGUGCGCCAGUUUAUCGCCCAGAACGACUCAGAUGCACCCUUCAUCUCCAAGGCUAUUCUUAUUGGCGGGAAUCUGAGCGCACCGGGUGCUUCGCCACCAACUAUAAUUCCCCCUAAUGUGCACACGGACUUUGAAGAAGGUAAGUCUGAUUAACCAGAAACAUUGCUAGGCAUGAUGAUUACCUGGUUCUAGUCGAAAACACUUAUUACAAUCUCAAUCGCCACUUUAAAACUUCAUAAUUUUGCACCCAUCCUCACUUCUAAUUAUAGUUUACAUGCAGCACUUCCAUGUGACUCUGAUCAAGUGCUGCAAAAUCUCGCGUAGAACUUUUUAAAUCUGACAAUACAUUGCAAUUUUAGAGGAAGUGAUUUCCCGAUAUAUCCCAAAGCUACUUAACAUGGCUGGGCAAGAUAACGUAAGCUUGAAUGCAAACCAAAACAGGUUUGAGAGCACGCUUGGUGAGACCUGGGUAGUCUCUCAGUUACUUCCUUGAAGUCCUGCAUCCUGUGGCUGACUGGCUCGAACAGUAGACUGGUGGCUGGGGGAGGGAGGUCCACUCUGGGGGCUGCGUCCCCCAUGGCACUCAGCGCAUAUUCCUCACUAUAAACAAGCUGAAGCACUUUCAAACCAUCGCGACGCUUUAGAUGGCGUGGGUUGGAAGGCUGCCAACUGACGGGAUGAUUCGGUCCCCUCAGAACGGCGAGUUAGGCUGCAUAAGUUCCUUCUAUGGCACCCACACUCAGAUGGCAUUUGAACUGCCUUCCUUGUUUUCUGUGAAACCCUGGUUCAUUGCGCGCAGACCAGACGCGAGUGGCAUGCGCACACCGGCUGUUUGGCCUUGCUAACCAAUGUGCCUGAUUCCCCCCUGUCUUUAUGACUGUCUUGACACCGGGCCCAGGUGGGUGAGGAAGGAGAGAGUGUGGUUAAGUCUGCGCAAGUCUUCUCCACUAUAAACUAAUUCACGUGCAAGCCACCGUCCCUGCCCCUGCCACGCCGUGGCCCACAUGGGGGACAUCGUCGUUCGCGACGGUCGAACUGUCGUCUGGAACGCGCAUUUUCGCAUGUAUAAACAAUCCCAGCAAUGGUUUCCGUCUAGUGCUCUGUCACCAAGAUAAAGCAAUCAUUGUGUUGUGGAGUUUAACUACCUCAUGCCAUUUCUGACUGAUUUUAGGGUCUGUUUGUGCCAUAUUCGGAGGUCAUCAGACCUCCCGCAAACAUCCGUUUUACCUGCGACUCUGGCGCGCGUACAACUUAUAAAUGCAGUACUACAAUGAAAUCACCUCUUGCAGCACCGAAUGUCCAAAGAGCUUCCUUUUCAUGCAGUCGUCUAAGCCAACGUAAUUCUAGAAUAAUUGAUGUGACAUCUUUCGCCCUUAAAGAGACCACUUGAACAUAGCUGACUGAAAUACAAUAACAGCAUCGGGUGACUUAACAUGGUCUUCAUAACUAUAAGCUGAAUUUCAUUAAGUGUCUUGACGGAGGCCCAUUCAUACAGACCACCUAAAAGGUCGCAAAACGGUUGAGCGAAUGCGAUCGGAGAUAGAACGACAAAGCUCAGACAAUCUGUUGUCUUAGCCUCCUGUCCUUAUCGUUUGACUCCUGAUAUGGUUUACUUGGUAGUUCCGUGAUUAUCUACGUGGUCGCUUGUUAGCGGUCCCUACUUAUGCAUGGUCGAGGCACGAAUGAGAUUGGUGUACUCCCAUGCCAGCCUGAAUAUCCCGAUAAGGACUGAGCGGCGGAUUGGAACUGGUGGAAUCUAGGAUUCUUGGAGCUGCUGUCCCUUCGAGUUGACCUCACCUGAAAACCAUGCACAUUACGUAUACGUGCAUCGGUUUUUACCUGGUUGCAGGUAGUUGUAGAGGGUUAUGGAUAAGUGAAGGGGGCAUAGGCAAGCCUGGAACAUUUGAUGCUCCAGUAUGCAUUACCUUCUGUGCUGCCUCGAAAAUAAAUACGUCGCAGGUGUCCAGACACAUCUUACGUAUUAGGCUUCGUUUAAUUAAGUCGGCAAUUAAUAAAAGAUAACAGCGGAAGAGAAAAUAGACGCUCACUAUGGUACUAAGUGAGUUUGAGUGAAUUCGACCGUCAUUUGCAAAGAAGUCUGAUGCUCUCCUGUCUAAAAGCAAAAGUAGCAUCCUAAGAACGUACAAUUCUAGCUAUAAAUAAGUGGUGCACAUUAUCGUCAAGGACGUGACGUUUUCGUUUCGUGAACAAUAAAUAACCCCUAACUGCAGGCGUCUAGCACAGUCCGUAAUUGCAAACUCUGGGAAACCUGUCAAGACCAACCACUGGAAAUAGAGAACUCAGGCAACUGGAAAACAUUUAAUGGGAGACGUAGGCAAACCGAAGGCUCCCGAAUUCGCUCCUGGUGUUCAGUGUGUGAGUUCUCGCUGUCAUGCCGGUUAGUUUGUCCAAUUAUUGAAAGAAUUCAUUCUUACUGGCUCGUAGGUCCAGGCAAAUUUGGCCUGAAUGACGGUUCUGUUGGGAUCGCAAACUAUCCUAUACGAAAUGUUGAUGACAUCAUAGAUCCCUUAACUAGUCCGUGUCUUUAACUUUCUCAUAAACUAACCUUCGUAGUUGUAAAACGGUCAAUAUAUUAAUUCAUGCAGCUGUCCGAUGAGCCUGAUUUUGCUCAGCCGGUACAACCGAAGAUAAGAAUUCUGCGGUCGGAGUUCUUCCCAUUUUACAGCACAUGUUUCUGAUUUGCGAGCGUCUUAUUCCUCUGUAGUUUGCUCUAAACAACUGGCUGACGUAGCUGCAAUAGCUCGGAACGAAACGAAUUCGGAAGGUCACUUAGUAGAGUUCUUCAUACGGCAGAGCUGUAUAGUCCAAGCGGUAAGAGUGUGUACUCAGAGCGCUACAAGCAUCAGGUCAAAUUCCAAAUUGUAAGGAGAAAACAAAGACACCUGAAUGAGAGGUUUAUUGUAUUAGUAAUCCCUCUCAGAUGGUAGUGGCCGCUGGCAAAGCCAGGGCUGAUGCUGACUGCGUCCGGUCAUGCUUGAGGGUUCGUAGAUCAGUGGUGGCAGCCGCUUUUUUAGGCUCGUGGGGCAAGCUCAAGUGGUCUCCAAUCGGUGUGUGUUACAGUUGUCGAGGGAUGGUGUCCCAGUGGCUUAAGUUGCAGGGGGGUGGUUCGUUCAAGUGGCGCAUGUGCAAUUGCGACCCCGUUGACGCACGUGCGCCCGACUUGAAGGUGGUCAAGUGGCUGCCGGUCAGCACGUCCGGAACCGCUCGCUGCGAAGUGAGUAACCUGGACGCAACGGGAACUCGAACAGUGGCUUCUGACCGGGCAUGAUGGCUGCCCGCAACAGCCCCCCGCCAGACACCGAACGAAACGACGGUGCCAAUCGUGAGGUAAACGGUGAAAUAAAUGAAUUGAUCCAGUGCAAAUGAGGGUUUGAGAGCAUGUGUCGAUGGUGACAGGAGCAGCUCUGACCGCGUACAAGGAUGAGGCUGCACCCUGUACAGAGGUGCAGUUGACGCAUCAACCAUGGGCGCGCUGGCGUGGUCUCGUCAACAUGUGCCGGCGAGUUGGCAUAUUUGCAUGAGGGGAAAGGACAUCUCGGACACAAUGCAUCCCAGUGGGGACUUAGUCGGACGAAUGCGUCAGAAAAGUAGGGUUACUGAUGUCCAGACACAAAAAUUUGGAUAGAAUGCAAUGUUGAAAGUGUGAAGUUUCAUUGAUGCAUAUACAUUGGGGUUUUGGGUACAUUAACAUAAUUCACAGAUGAUUGUUUCGCUGGUAAUUGGCGGAAGAAUGUCUCGGACAAAAGAGAGGCGUUCAGAGGGCAACACAUUUGGAGGUCUGCUCUACAAAGUUUGGCUGAGGUUUGACCUGGACUUGUAUGGCUGAGUUUUGUUGAUAAUAUCCCUUCGGAUCGCGACAGGGUGUCAGAAAUGACUUUUCCCUAUCCAUGGGCACGAUGAGCACCACAGGACUAACAGCAAGCUGAGGUUGAGGGAGAAUUUUGUGACGGUUGAGUUCAGCCACAUCUGGAGGUUGCACUUCGAUCAUGUUGGGUUCGCCAAUAUUGCAGCAACCUAAGCCUUGGAUGAGACCCUGACUACCACGACCAUCAGGCCCGGUUCCGAAUGGAAAGAGAAGAUGGACGCCAGUUGGACGGGUUGUUUAUUCCGUACGAAAUAACCGGAAAAAGGGUUGGAGAGAGUUAGCAGCCGGACGAGGGCAUGCCCGGCGCCGGGAGAGCGGCGUUCCAAGCGUCCCUCAGGAAAUGCGGCAAAGCGUCUUGAGACACGGCACGUCUGACUCGGCCUGGAAUCUGAUUGGCCAGUUGAAAGUCCUUGAUUUGUUGAUUCCCUAUUAUUCAGUCUGCCUAGAUAAAAUUGAACUGUCGGUAUUUGACAUGUUCCCAUGGACGACUGGUGCUCUCCUGCACAUGAGAAGUUCGACUUACCAUCUAAGCUGCUUAUUUAUCAUGGCAUAUCGUAAGAGAUGUUGUUCUCAUGACAGCGUUGAACUUGGUACAGGAAUAUUGACCCCCUGUAUGGCAGGCGGCCCUAUCCAAGAUUCGAGAGGGGUAAGAGCUACAGAUGGGAGGGUUAGCGUUAAGGAGCACCCCUAGAAUUUAACGCGAGGCCACCUCUACUACUGGGAGGCGGUCCGUUUUCCCCGUCCCAGUCCAUAAGCUAGAUUUGGGCAUAUUUCAGAGAGAUAGACAAAAUAUUUCGGAAUCACGACCAGUAAGAUCAAAGUUUCCUUUUUUUGUCCUCAAAGGUGACAUUUCGACCCCUAAAAAGUGCCACUUAAGCUCCAACUGAUCAGACUACUUGUUACCGUCUGUACCUACGUGUUCCUUCCUCUCCUGCCUCUCACUCUAUGUUACCUUUUUAGGCAACGAGGCCGAAAUUCGCAUCCCGCUCUCACGUGAAGAGUUGCACAAGCGUGUCAUAAGUCUGGUGAAGAACAAGGAGGAGGCAGCCAAACGCAAAAGUUCAAAAUCUGGAUCUAUUACUCUAGGAGGCUAA
This is a messenger RNA of Spirometra erinaceieuropaei, 16855 nucleotides long. The record is from the annotation of a GenBank genome assembly. Lineage: Eukaryota; Metazoa; Platyhelminthes; Cestoda; Diphyllobothriidea; Diphyllobothriidae.